AUGCAAGAGAACUUCAACGCAAAAACACCCGAUCGUGAAGGUAUUGCCUAUUACUCGUACGGUGCCACAGUGAACCCGAGGUUCUGGAGCAUGUUCCGUCAGAGCCACAGGAUCAUUCAGAAACUGGAGGGUGAGAAUGAUGGGUUAGUCAGUGUCAAGAGUGCGAAAUGGGGCACUUAUAAGGGCACGCUCAAAGAUGUCAGUCAUCUGGACAUGAUCAACUGGACGAACAGGCUGCGUUGGUUCUUGUGGGAGCUGACUGGAAACAAGAGAAAGUACGUUUUGAUUCAGCUUGUGCAGUUCGUCGAGAGCAUUCGGGAUAGUACUAACAUAUCCGAUUAUAGUUUCAACGCAAUCGCCUUUUACUUGGAUAUUGCUGGUCAGUCUUGGUGA
This is a messenger RNA of Aureobasidium uvarum, 393 nucleotides long. Lineage: Eukaryota; Fungi; Ascomycota; Dothideomycetes; Dothideales; Saccotheciaceae. The record is from the annotation of a GenBank genome assembly.